GAUAAUUCUGACUAAAACUACAGAAUAAAGCCGCCAGUUAAAAUCAAGGAACGGUUGUGCUCGUGGUUACUCAAGGGAGCUACAUACAGUGCUGAGUUAUUGUGAAGUAAAGUACAACAUGUAGCCGAAAGUUCACUGCUCACCUUUUUCAACUUCGUCAUUUUCCAUCGUCAUUUUCCAUUGAACAUAAAUGGAAAACCAUGAGGUUGAAAAAGGUGAACAUUGAACUUUCUGAUACAUGUAGCAAUCUUGACUAACUGUGGGUGUGUCACCAGUCUGUGCAUGUGUGUCUCCUGCCUGUGUGUGUUUUGUGUUUGUUUCCUGUGUCUAUGUCUGUACUUCUCAGCCCUGCUGACACAGGCGUUCCAGGACCAAUUGAUGGUAUUCACCCAGACUAAGAAGCAGGCCCACCGGAUGCACAUCCUCCUGGGCCUGAUGGGGCUAAAGGUGGGGGAGCUGCACGGGAACCUGUCCCAGACCCAAAAGACUGAAGAGCCCCAGGUGAUCAACUUCACCAUGCCCAACACAAUGAAGCACUACAUUCACAGGGUGGGCCACACAGCCAGAACCUGCAAGGUGGGUCGCUCUGUGUCCAUGGUGGGCGAGACAGAGAGGAAGAUGCUCAAGGACAUUGUCAGGAAGGCCAAGACCCCUGUGAAUUCCCGUGUCCUGGCACAAGAGGUGAUUUCAAAGUUCCGAGACCUGAUUGAGAAGCUGGAGAAGGACGUGUACGCCUCAGGCGCCUGGAGAGAGAGGAGAGGGCCAUGGCCUACUCGGAGGCUCAGAUCAGUGUGGCACAGAAGCAGCUAGCAUAAAACGCAGACGAGACAGACCUCCAGAGGACAUGGUUCCAAAUGCACGACGAGCGCAAGAAAGACCGCAGGGAGUACCGCAGACCAACACUUACUAUAGGCCUGCCAACCUUCCUACCAUGUUCCUCGCUGCUACUAGAUGGCAUGGAUGGAAAAGGAAAGAGUUAUCAGUACGAGUGCUCAUAUUAGUUCUCUGUUUGACUGGUACCAUACCAUGUUUUUUUCCUAGAUUUUUCUGUCAUUUUGUUCUGUAUAAUUCAAAUUAAUGUUAACAGAAUUCCCCAUCAACAGUGUUUCCACUCAGAAAUCUUUUACUUAUUCAUUUACACACUUUAUAGCAUUGAAACCAUUACAUUUGACUAAUAAUUUGCCAUUUAUGACCUCUGUACACUAGAUAUGGUAUUGAACUAAUUAUAAACUGGUAAGGGAUGCAACAGUUGAAAGUCCAACUCAGGCUAGCCAGCUCAAAUCUCCAAGCGAUCAGUUCUGUCAUAUAACUAAAUUACAUUUAUGUUUACUUAGCAAUCUUAGAGUAUCCUGUAGUUAUCCAGGUAUACAUCAGUCCAUAUUGUAAGGAGCCUUGUCCGAGCCAGAAUGGCCCAUAUGGUAGGAGCCUAUCCUCUGUCUGUAGCGCAAGGCAGCUUGAUGUACAAGUACACUUCCUGGAUAGGACGCUACUCUAUCUGAGCGUUAUUACUUUCACUCUGCAGUUGGAGCUAGAUAACCUUUUCUUCCCUAGUUGUCUCCACUGAAAUUCAAUUUGCUAGAGUGACAUUUAUUGUAUUGUGCACAUCUCUCUAUAAUUUUCGUAUAACAUACAACUACAUAAACAUUGUAAAGCAAAGCA
Messenger RNA from Oncorhynchus tshawytscha (Chinook salmon), 1659 nucleotides. RefSeq names its product probable ATP-dependent RNA helicase DDX27. The coding region runs from base 283 to 810 and encodes 175 amino acids. NCBI's taxonomy places the organism in Eukaryota, Metazoa, Chordata, Actinopteri, Salmoniformes, Salmonidae. The transcript has 4 exons. The record is from RefSeq and is a predicted model, not a curated record.